AUGACCUCUGAUUAUUGCUGGGGCAAGACUAAGUCAUGGUGUGAUACGGAGCUAAGCUUCCAGCCUGGAACCAACCAAUUCACUAUGAAGGGCGAGUCAGGCCUUCAUUUCUGGAUGGAGCUGCAUGACUGGAGACAAGUAACAGAAAAUGAUGAACUCAAAUAUUCAUGCCAGUGGCAGGUUGACUUUCAAGUUAACAAGGACCUCGGAAUCUAUGUCCAAGCCCAUGAACCCAGGGUUAUCGAGGGUCCAGGGAACAAAUUCGAGCUCUCCCAUUAUCGAAGAUCCUCCUCACCCAGAACUUCCCUAAAACAUGUGCUCGAACAUGCUCGCGCCUACUUCAAGGAGUCAAUUCGAGGUCACGCUCACGAGAGGCUAGAAUCGAAAUUUCACCAAACCGAGAUGGACUCCUGUCAUCAUCAUGAGUUCUAA
Molecule: messenger RNA, 432 nt
Organism: Aspergillus oryzae RIB40
Lineage: Eukaryota; Fungi; Ascomycota; Eurotiomycetes; Eurotiales; Aspergillaceae
Exons: 2
Coding region: 1-432 (143 amino acids)
Source: RefSeq, a predicted model, not a curated record